CGCAAGGCACUGUAUUUAGUGUAUUCAUUUACCAGUUAUAUAGUGUUGUUGUUUAUGUCUCUAAGACUACAAGGAGAUACAACGAUGAGAACAACAGGAAGUGUGUUGGUGGUUGUUAUCUGGUCUGUAACAGGAACUAUGGCAACAAAAUGCGGACAAACAAGCCAAGUGACAGUGUCUCCCACCAACCCAGUGUGGGGACAGAAAGUGAUAUUGACCUGUAACGACCCCUGUAGUCUGAUUGACAACCAAAACCACACCUACAUCUGGUACAAGAACGGACAACGUCUUGUCGACUCCACCAUCUGUAAAUACACUGAUAUCAGUUAUUAUACACACAGUUACUCCUGUGCUGUAAAUGGUUCUGAGGGUCUCCGCUCUCCUGUAGUCUGUAUUCUGGGUAAGUCCUGUUUCAGUGUGACUUACACCCAUCAGAGAAUCUCUGCCUUGAAGGGCUCAACAGUGGAUCUUCCCUGCAAGUAUCAAUAUCCAAAUAAUCAUACACUCUCUUGGUCAAGCUUGUAUGUCCAAGAGAGACGUGACGAGAGGCCUGUUAUCCUGAGUUCAUUGCCAGAGUAUUCAGGUCAUGUGAAGUACCUUGGAGAUAAUGUGAGUGACUGUACUCUGAGAAUCACAGACCUGAGAGAGACUGACUCUGCUGAGUACAAGUUCAGAUUUAAAACACAUUAUGGAGAGUGGGGGUACAGCUUCUCUGGAACAACUCUGACUGUCACAGAAAUAGGACAUGCUCUCCUGUCUCCCUGGGUUCCCGUGGUUACAGUGGGGGCCGUCCUGACUGUUGGAGUUCUUCUAGUCACCAUCUACUGUACCAUGAGGAGGAGAUCUACAGUAGGAAGUGAUGCUACAACAAACCCACAGACCCCCACAUUGACCAACCAACACAUAUAUGCUGAGUCAUCUAUUUAUGAGAACUUAAGAGAACCACCACAGAAACUGGACUGAAGAGAACCACCACAGAACCUGGACUGAAGAGAACCACCACAAAACAUGGACUAUGGCACCAAAGCUAAGUCUCUAUUGUCUUACUGUGUUGCCACAGUGUUUCCAGACAAAUUCAAACUUUAGACUAUAUACUGUAGUUGAUAUAUUUGUCCUUGUAAUGACAAUGUUCUAUGCAAACAUCUGUUGUAAUAAAUUACAUUAUAUAUGUUCUUCUCUGUUUAGGUAUGUAUCAAAUGUGUUUGAUUAUGAUUCAGCUUUUGUUGUGAUUUU
Molecule: messenger RNA, 1233 nt
Organism: Esox lucius (northern pike)
Lineage: Eukaryota; Metazoa; Chordata; Actinopteri; Esociformes; Esocidae
Exons: 6
Coding region: 55-963 (302 amino acids)
Source: RefSeq, a predicted model, not a curated record